AGUGUUUGUUAUGCUAUAAUACUGUAGUACUGUAUAACAUGACAUCACAUAUAAAAAUAAUAAUUACUUUUAAUAGCAUUGUAUUAAUAAAAUUAUUGUUAUUAUUAUUAAUUAGUUUGCCAUCAAAUGUGGUAAUCGGCAGUCAUGAUGAUAAUGUUCCGGCCAUCGACCCAAACGGCUAUAUACUGUAUUGUUCGUGUAUGGGUCGGUUCGGUAAUCAAGCGGAACAAUUGUUAGGUAGUCUCCAAUUUGCCAAAUCCAUAGACCGAACACUAAUAUUGCCGCCUUUCAUACAGUAUAGUCAUUAUAAAGUCAAUUUCAUACCUUUUGAUGAUUACAUUGAUAUCAAAUCCAUUGGACACUAUCAUCGGGUGAUAACAUUAGAAAAGUUUAUGAAAGUUUUGGCACCAAUCGUAUGGCCGGAAGACACCCGUAAAAUAAUGUGUUAUUCAUCGCGCGGUUCACAGGAAAAGGCCUGCAAUCCUAUGGAUGGAAAUCCAUUCAAUGCCUUUUGGACUCACUUCGGGAUCAAUUGGUUGACUAAUCAAUCUAUAUAUCAUUCGCCACUAUUGACUGAUUUUAAUUUUGCCGACGAAUGGAAAUCAAAAUAUAAUGACAUUAAAGUGUUGGCAUUUGUCGGCGCUCCAUCGGCUUUUCCGACCAACAAAAAGGCAACUAAAUUACAACAAUAUAUAAAUUUUUCUCAAAAAGUUAUUAAUAUUGCUGACGCCUAUCGAGAAAAUCGGAGUUUUGCUCGCAAACCAUAUUUAGCAAUACAUGUUAGACACGGAACAGAUUGGAUUAAAGCGUGUGAAUUGCUAAAAGCAAAUCCCGAUUUACCCCAACUAUUCUCAUCGCAACAAUGCUCACCAAAAUCAUCAUCAAAUCCUUUGCCAUACGAACUAUGUUAUCCAUCUAUUGGGACAAUUGUUGAUCAAAUUUUUCGGGUAACCAGUGAAUCACAAAUAGACAUUGUCUAUGUCGCCACCGAUAAUAAUAACGAAACUCUUUGGCAACUGAUUCACGAUAUGAUUCCCAAUAUUACCCUAAUUACGCCAACAAAGACAUUGUGGUCGACGGGUUAUAUUACUGAUCAUAAGCCUCCCAAUGAUAUCAUAAUAGAUGUCUAUUUACUCAGUUAUGCCAACCAUUUGAUUGCUAAUUGUAUUUCUUCAUUCAGCGCUUUUGCCACUCGUUUCAGAUCUCAUGUCUUAUAUUUGAGACAUUUGACAGAAUUUUUUGCCGAACAAACACUUGACGAUGACUUACAUCUACUUAGAGACGAACUAUAA
Molecule: messenger RNA, 1292 nt
Organism: Oppia nitens
Lineage: Eukaryota; Metazoa; Arthropoda; Arachnida; Sarcoptiformes; Oppiidae
Product: GDP-fucose protein O-fucosyltransferase 1-like
Exons: 6
Coding region: 39-1292 (417 amino acids)
Biological process (GO): protein O-linked glycosylation via fucose; Notch signaling pathway
Molecular function (GO): peptide-O-fucosyltransferase activity
Source: RefSeq, a predicted model, not a curated record